CGGUACCUUUAAUGGAUUUAAAAUAUUCAAAACAAAAACAUAAUUAAAAUCCACGGUGAGCGUUUUUCAACCUCCUUGCGGGCUUCCGUCCACAGGCUCCAUGGCAACGCACGCAGCGCCGAGGCUAAUGCUAAAUGCUAACGUUUUGAGCUUCUCCCGACAAUAAAAACAGUUUUUACUCAUUUUUAACUCAAACAAAGAGGCACGUUAAUAAUAAAUAAAGCCCACAUCACGUUUCAUAUUGUGUUUCUUACCACCGUAAAGCGGAAGGAAGGCGCUAUUAACCCACUGUGUGUCUGACAGAUGUGAGCCCCGAGCCGCUCUACGAUGGAGGUGUGGGAGCUCGCUCUUCCUCUUCCCGCCAUCUUCCUCAUCUGUGUGGGGCUGUACAUGCUGCUGUUGGGGGCCGCACUCUGGCUCCGCUGCUGCCUCAAGGACCGUUGUUCCGUGUCCUGCUCCGACUGCUGCUCUGGAGUCUCUCUGUGUGAAAACUGUUUCAAAAUGGCGGAAAUGUGCGACUGUCAGCUCCCGUCUGUGCGCACCUGCCUCCGCUGCUCCUGCCUCGGCUCCACCUGCCCCGGCUGCACCUGCCUCGGCUCCACCUGCCCCUCCCCUUCUUGUUCUAACCUGGACUGCGCCUGCACCUGUCAGCCGCCGGAGUGCGACACCUGCAACUGCCUCUGCUUCGAGAUCAGAAUCAAGUGAACCAGCGCCACACGGACACAGAACCCGCGGACACGGGACCCGCGGACACGGGACCCGGGGACACGGGACCCGCGGACACGGGACCCGCGGACACGGGACCCGCGGACACGGGACGACACAGGACCCGCGACCCGCGGACACGGGACCCGCGGACACAGGACCCGCGGACACAGCACCCGCGGACACAGGACCGCACUCGAAACAGCAUUUUCAUGUUUUACAUUCUAUGUCUGUAUUCGUUUUAUUAUUUGGAUAAGAGAAUUUCACUGGGACGAGAGCAGAAAAACACGAGCGAGCUGAAAAUGUUGUAAUUUUUUGGGGUAUUUCUGUGUAAAAAGUCAGAUUCAGCUCAAGAUUCACAAGCUCAUUUAUAUUCAUUUAUAUAAACACAUCACAUUGUUUCUUAGUAUUUUUUUCUGCAUAAAUAGUAGUUGGUUUUUUUUGCAGGUGUAGUCAGAUACACAGAGGUACAGGCCGCGUCUCAUGUCUCUUUCCUCGCUUCCUUCUCCUUGAUUCCUCUCCUCGAGCCAACAUUUUUCCGCUGUCAAUCAAAUGUGCCAUAUUAAGUGGUGUCCCAGAGAAAACCCCUGAGGGAAGAAGGAGAAAACCUCAGGGAAGUAAAGAGGAAACAUGAGGGAAGGGAGGAGGAAAUGUGAGGGAAGAGAGGAGGAAAUGUGAGGGAAGGAAGGAGGAAAUGUGAGGGAAGGAAGGAGGAAAUGUGAGGGAAGAGAGGAGGAAACGUGAGGGAAGGAAGGAGGAAAUGUGAGGGAAGGAAGGAGGAAAUGUGAGGGAAGAGAGGAGGAAACAUGAGGGAAAGAAAGAGGAAAGCUGAGGGAAGGAAGGAAACAUGAGGGAAGGAAAGAGAAAAGCUGAGGGAAGGAAGGAAACAUGAGGGAAGGAAAGAGAAAAGCUGAGGGAAGGGAGGAGGAAACAUGAGGGAAGAGAGGAGGAAACGUGAGGGAAGGGAGGAGGAAACAUGAGGGAAAGAAAGAGGAAAGCUGAGGGAAGAAGGAAACAUGAGGGAAGGAAAGAGGAAAGCUGAGGGAAGGAAGGAAACAUGAGGGAAGGAAAGAGGAAAGCUGAGGGAAGAGAGGAGGAAACAUGAGGGAAGAGAGGAGGAAACGUGAGGGAAGGGAGGAGGAAACGUGAGGGAAGGAAUUAGGAAACAUGAGGGAAAGAAAGAGGAAAGCUGAGGGAAGGAAGGAAACAUGAGGGAAGGGAGGAGGAAACGUGAGGGAAGCGAGGAGGAAACGUGAGGGAAGGAAGGAGGAAACAUGAGGGAAGAGAGGAGGAAACGUGAGGGAAGGAAGGAGGAAACAUGAGGGAAGAGAGGAGGAAACGUGAGGGAAGGAAGGAGGAAACAUGAGGGAAGAGAGGAGGAAAUCUGAGGGAAGGAAGGAAACAUGAGGGAAGAGAGGAGGAAA
Boleophthalmus pectinirostris (great blue-spotted mudskipper) is the source of this 2129-nucleotide messenger RNA. RefSeq lists its product as uncharacterized. NCBI's taxonomy places the organism in Eukaryota, Metazoa, Chordata, Actinopteri, Gobiiformes, Gobiidae. The transcript is spliced from 5 exons. The record is from RefSeq and is a predicted model, not a curated record. The coding region runs from base 328 to 705 and encodes 125 amino acids.